This is a messenger RNA of Felis catus (domestic cat), 8645 nucleotides long. RefSeq names its product Rho GTPase activating protein 26 (gene ARHGAP26). Gene Ontology annotation, cellular component: cytoplasm. The record is from RefSeq and is a predicted model, not a curated record. Bases 386 to 2833 code for a protein of 815 amino acids. Gene Ontology annotation, biological process: signal transduction. Lineage: Eukaryota; Metazoa; Chordata; Mammalia; Carnivora; Felidae. Gene Ontology annotation, molecular function: GTPase activator activity; protein binding. The transcript is spliced from 23 exons.
GACGCCGGUGGGGCGGCCGAGGCUGCUGUGAGAGGGCGCUCGAGGCUGCUGGAGAGCGAACUGGCGAAGGAGGCGGGGAGGCGGCGGCCGCACUCGCUCGCCUGCUUCUCGUUUCCCGGCACCGCCGCGGGUCCGCCGCUGCGCUUCCUGCCCGCCCACCACUCCGUUGCGCGCCGCGGGAGCAGCGGCCCCUCCGCUGGGUCCCCGCGCGGGUCAGGAGUCUUGCGUGCCGGCGGACACCGCGCGGAGGGCGAGCCGGCGCCACACCUGUGGAGCCGGCGGGCGUCGGGGGUCCCGGCCGGGGUCCCGCCGCGCGCGUGCUUGGGGCUGCGGGCCUCCGGGGCGCCGGGGGAGGCGCGCCCCCCGGCUGGGCGACUCGGCCACUAUGGGGCUCCCCGCGCUCGAAUUCAGCGACUGCUGCCUCGACAGCCCGCACUUCAGAGAGACGCUCAAGUCGCACGAAGCGGAGCUGGACAAGACCAACAAAUUCAUCAAGGAGCUCAUCAAGGACGGGAAGUCACUCAUCAGCGCGCUUAAGAAUCUAUCUUCAGCGAAGAGGAAAUUUGCUGAUUCCUUAAAUGAAUUUAAAUUCCAGUGCAUAGGAGAUGCAGAAACAGAUGAUGAAAUGUGUAUAGCAAGGUCUUUGCAGGAGUUUGCCACUGUCCUCAGGAAUCUUGAAGAUGAACGGAUACGGAUGAUUGAGAAUGCCAGCGAGGUGCUCAUCACUCCCUUGGAGAAGUUUCGAAAGGAGCAGAUUGGGGCUGCCAAGGAAGCCAAAAAGAAGUAUGACAAGGAGACAGAAAAGUAUUGUGGCGUCUUAGAAAAACACUUGAAUUUGUCUUCUAAGAAGAAAGAAUCUCAGCUUCAGGAGGCAGACAGCCAAGUGGACUUGGUCCGGCAGCAUUUCUAUGAAGUAUCCCUGGAGUAUGUCUUCAAGGUGCAGGAAGUCCAAGAGAGAAAGAUGUUUGAGUUCGUGGAGCCGCUACUGGCGUUCUUGCAAGGACUCUUCACUUUCUAUCACCAUGGUUAUGAACUGGCCAAGGACUUCGGUGACUUCAAGACACAGUUGACCAUUAGCAUACAGAACACAAGAAACCGCUUCGAAGGUACCAGGUCAGAAGUGGAAUCACUGAUGAAAAAGAUGAAGGAGAAUCCCCUUGAGCACAAGACCAUCAGUCCCUACACCAUGGAAGGGUACCUGUAUGUUCAGGAGAAACGGCACUUUGGAACUUCUUGGGUGAAGCACUACUGUACCUAUCAACGGGAUUCCAAACAAAUCACCAUGGUACCAUUUGACCAAAAGUCAGGAGGAAAGGGGGGAGAAGAUGAAUCUGUCAUCCUGAAAUCCUGCACACGGCGGAAAACAGACUCUAUCGAGAAGAGGUUUUGCUUUGACGUAGAAGCAGUAGACAGGCCAGGAGUCAUCACCAUGCAGGCGUUGUCGGAAGAGGACCGGAGGCUCUGGAUGGAGGCCAUGGAUGGCCGGGAACCUGUCUACAAUUCGAACAAAGACAGUCAGAGCGAAGGGACUGCACAGUUGGACAGCAUUGGCUUCAGCAUCAUCAGGAAAUGCAUCCACGCUGUGGAAACCAGAGGGAUCAAUGAGCAAGGGCUCUACCGAAUCGUGGGGGUCAAUUCCAGAGUCCAGAAGCUACUGAGUGUCCUGAUGGACCCCAAAACUGCUUCUGAAGCGGAGACUGAUAUCUGUGCCGAAUGGGAGAUAAAGACAAUCACUAGUGCUUUGAAGACCUACCUAAGAAUGCUUCCGGGACCACUCAUGAUGUACCAGUUUCAAAGAAGUUUCAUCAAAGCAGCAAAACUGGAGAACCAGGAGUCUCGAGUCUCUGAAAUCCAUAGCCUUGUUCAUCGGCUCCCAGAGAAAAAUAGGCAGAUGUUACAGCUGCUCAUGAACCACUUGGCAAAUGUCGCUAACAACCACAAGCAGAAUCUGAUGACAGUGGCAAACCUCGGCGUGGUGUUUGGACCCACCCUACUGCGUCCUCAGGAAGAAACAGUAGCAGCCAUCAUGGAUAUCAAGUUUCAGAACAUUGUCAUUGAGAUCCUCAUAGAAAAUCAUGAAAAGAUAUUCAACACCGUGCCUGAUAUGCCUCUCACCAAUGCCCAGCUGCACCUGUCCCGGAAGAAGAGCAGUGACUCCAAGCCCCCUUCCUGCAGCGAAAGGCCCCUGACGCUCUUCCACACCAUGCAGUCAGCAGAGAAACAGGAACAAAGAAACAGCAUCAUCAACUCCAGUUUAGAAUCUGUCGUCUCAUCAAAUGCAAACAGCAUCCUUAAUUCCAGCAGCAGCUUACAGCCCAACAUGAACUCCAGUGACCCGGAUCUCGAUGUGCUCAAACCCACCCGGCCCAACUCGCUCCCCCCGAAUCCAAGCCCAACUUCACCCCUCUCGCCAUCUUGGCCCAUGUUCUCGGCGCCAUCCAGCCCUAUGCCCACCUCAUCCACGUCCAGCGACUCAUCCCCCAUCAGGUCUGUUGCAGGGUUUGUUUGGUUUUCUGUUGCUGCCGUUGUUCUCUCAUUGGCUUGGUCCUCUCUUCAUGCAGUGUUCAGCCUCCUCGUCAACUUUGUUCCCCGCCAUCCAAACCUGCACUUGCUUUUUGACAGGCCAGAAGAAGCGGUUCGUGAAGACUCCAGCACACCGUUCCGGAAGGCAAAAGCCUUAUAUGCCUGCAAAGCUGAACAUGACUCAGAACUCUCGUUCACAGCAGGCACAGUCUUCGACAAUGUUCAUCCAUCUCAGGAGCCUGGCUGGUUGGAAGGGACUCUGAACGGAAAGACUGGCCUCAUCCCUGAGAACUACGUGGAGUUCUUUUAACCGUGGGCCCCAGCAGACCUGCUGAGCUUUCCAUGGUAUCCAUGACAACCGCUGAUUGCAGUGUUGGAGGCCGUUUCUCUUUGCCACUGAGAAAUUCAGGGUGACUGACUCGGUUACUACCUGUCAACGCAAAUGUUUCUGUGAACUCUGGAGCACCCAUCCCCAUGACCGUGGCAGCUGGCAUGCGGUGAUACUGCAAGGAACAGAAGGAAAUCAGCAGUGGAGACCAUUUGAUUCUGAUAACCGAGAGAACGGCUGACAAAGCCAUUCCUCUCCUUUAGCGCCCUAAAUAGGGAGGAUUCGUUUGUUUCAGCAGUCAUCCAAACCCCCAACCUUCUGAGAAAGGAAGUAAGAAAGAUGUAAGUAGUCCUCAAGAGCAUGCAGUGUAGCUUUAAGUCUGGCAGGGCUGGGCAUUGGCUCUGAGACCCAGGCUGGGCCCAUUGCUUCUGUUUACAGUAGACACUCUCUUUACCCCACCUCCAAAUACUUGAGGCCCGCAGUGCUACAGGCAGCUGGGUCUGUCUGUUUGCAUGCAGGAGGGAGAGGGGUUAUGGCACUGUUUACAUAAAAUGCAAUCUCUCACCAUCUCCAGGCAGCCUCGGCCAAGCAUCGGCAGAAUUCAGCUCAGUCCCCUCUUGCAAGGGGAACACACACACACCCCACAUUCCCCCUCCCAAGCUAGGAACUUCUCUGCCACUGAGGGCUGCCGUCACCUCGUAACCACGGCAACCCAACCUACUCUGAAACCAAACCAAAAAAAUAACACACUUUUUGCAUGAUAUUUUUUUUUCUCCCUGCUUUAUGGUCAUUUUUUGAAUGGUUUUCCAACAACCUGAAGCAGAAGGGCAAAGAAUUAGAGUGGUCUGCUCGGGGCAGACAGAAUGGCAGCUGGGAACUCUUCCCUUUCUGAUGAAUUUCAGCAGCAUCAGGAUAUAUUUGGAGCAAACUCUAGUAACCUCUUGAGAUUAAAUUACAUACAGGUUUAAUAUUUCUGUUCUUCCAUGCUUUAUAGGGGGCAGUAUACUGCUUCUCCACAGGUGACAUUCUCCCUUUGACUUGUUCCAUCAUGGUCUCCCGUUCCCGUCCCUUCCCCUGCCCUCGCAUGCCUGUAGUCCCUCACUGACCAGCCCCGUGGCAGUACCCUGCGCUGCUGAGCACUGGUGCCCUGGUGGCUUUCAGGGGUGAUUUCAGGGCUAACCCUGUGGCCUGUAGUUUUAAAGGACAUAUGUGUUCACUGCCACUCAGAAAAGGGAAUUGUUUCUCAGGCUUUUGAGACACAAGACUAAUAGUAUAAGCCAUUGUGAUUCAGAAGGCAUGGAAAGGUGGCAUGGGUACCUUCUGAGAAAGAGAGUUUCCUGGUCCAGAAGGGGCCGGGUCUUCUGGAAGAUUACCUGGGGUGGGAAAGUUGGGCCUGGACAUUUCACAUUCACUUGGCCUUCAAAGAACAGAGUUCUCAGUGUCUCCUGCAUUCGAAUGUCCUUGCAAGAGUGACUCUGGGCAGACAGACUCCAAAUUGAUGGACCGUCAGGCUCCCCAGGAGCCCCUUGGAAUGGCAGCAUUGUUCCAGAGUGCUCCCCGCUUCUGGAAUUCCUGUUUAGGGAAGCUUAAAGAAGAGAAAAACUUGAAUUGUGUUGAAUUACUGUAUCUUUUACUUUUUUUUUUUUUUUAAAGAUAAACUUGUAAAUAGAGUGAUUUGAAAUAUUAUAUGGCAAAGUUUUAUAUUUGAUACUCUUGAAGCUAGUCGCUGUCGCUCCACACGUUUAAGCUCUGGUUGUUGAAGAGGUGUGUGUAUGAGGGAGCGACCGGGGGCAAGUCAUCCCUUCUCUGGCCUUGAGAAAGGAGAAAACAUUUCUAUACACUCUCUGCUGGCUCUGGUUGGUGGGCGUGACUCACUGAUGGUGUUCAGUCUUCUUUAUGCAAAUGUGUUUUUGAGCUUUUCUUGGGCUUUGAAUUUGGAGAGAGAAAGAGCAUUUUCAGGCAAUGAAUGUUUCAAAGAACUCUUGCUGGGUAGUAUGAAGCAGCUCAGGAUUCACAUAGGUGGGGCUAGGAGUUAGAUUUUGUUUUCCAUGUUUCUUCUCAGGUGUAUUUCUUGGUACCCCAAGGUGUCAGGACAGAAGGUGUUGGGAUAGUUGCAUGUUCCUUAUAUCUAACUCCUCGGAACAUCUUUAAGGCUGUAUACAUGAGGCCGAGCUAUUUUGUAAAUGUUGUGUGUGUCUUAAGUUCUAGGAAAAACUGGCUUCUUAGGAUCUUUGGUCCUCAGUACACUGCUGCUUUCCCUUCCCCUAAAUACUUCCCUUCCUGUUCAUCUCACAUUUCCUGUAACCCCAAAAUAAGAGAAAAACUCUACAGAGGGAUAGAGGUUGCCGUGACAGCUUUAGAGAUGGUUUGAAAUUUUAGAUAUGGUGAUUCCGUUCAUCAGCUCAAGGAUUUACACAGCGGUGGUGCAGGACCUCAUCCAGCAGCAAGCAAAACGCUACCACUGAAUCAGGGAAUAAGCACUGAGACUGGAUAAGACCAAGAGAGGACUCGGGAAAGCUCUCACUGCAAACCCAAGAAGAAAGAGAAUACACAAACCGCCUCCACAUACUCCCUUCAGACCUUGAACAGCUCAAGGGUCUGUUCAGCGGGGCCUGAGGGGACAAGCCUACUCUGUGCCACUGUGCAUCCUAAAUAGAAAGAGCUCAAAAUAUUGUUGUUAACACAUUUGUCGUUUCGAAUUGUCACCUGCCACACUGGAACCUUAACUAGAGCUAACCUAGGGGAGCAGAAGGCCCAGGCCCUGAUUUGAGGAGCUCCUCGCUAAAGCAUCACUGUCGACACUUGGCCCCAGCUUGACUGCUCGGAAGCUUGUCCCUCCCUCCUCAAUUGGCCCUGAUCUGAAGCUGGAGGGAAAUGGAGCUGUUGCCAACCUGCAUUUUUCGGUAGACCCCUUCCCAGCUUCCCUGUAGCCAUGCUGGGCAUGUGACAGAUGGCUGCUCUCCUUCCUUUCCCCAGCCAGGCUCACCUCCUCCCCAUUUGCUACAGAACUGGAGAAACCUUUCAGAAUAUGAGCCAACAAAUAGGGAAGGAAUUGGAAGACCAAAAAUAGAUUUUACCUUCUCUGUCAUCUCUGCCCCCCGGCCCCUAAUUCUGCUGAAUAGGGAACUUGAGGGCAGAUGAGAAGAAUGAACUAGGUACCGGAGUGGAGGACUAUGGACCAAGAUCCCCGAUCUCUCCGAGGAACCUUGUGUUUCUUUUGUAAGGCCCUGGGAUGAGGCAUCCAGAGCCUGAAUCUUUUCUUGGGCAUAUAAGCAGUCUGUCCCUCCUCCUUUGGGUACUCAAGGAAUUCCAUGGCUGCAGAAGGCCAUGCUGUGAAAGAAGUAGUUUCAAAUCCCUGCCCCUAAGCGAGUAAAUUCUUGACUUGCUCAAGAUUGAUGAUAUUCUCUUCUGUUUUCAAAAAUCAGUGUAUAGAGAUGGACCCUGCAUAGCACAGCCUUCCUUAAUAUCCUAUAAUUAGAGCCAGUUUUUCAGUUAAUGUUUGAGUAUUUCUACAGCCAUUAUGUGUUUACCUCUGCCAGACCAAACAAAUUCAGUGUAAUUCUAGUUCAUCUCCUUUUGCUGAGUGCUCUUUUGGAUGGAGAGGCAAAGAGAAAGAAAAUAAGCCAUCAAGUAUUGGCAGAUUGGCGUUAGCAGGACAGAGCCAUGCUAGUGACAAGAUCAUUUCAGGCAUUUCCAGGACUCCAGGGUUGCACGUGCAUUCCUGUAGCUCAGAGGGAAAUCCUUCUAUGACCUAGGUCUCCUGACAACAGCAACUCCAGUCACUCCAGAAGUUCCAUCUUGACUACAGAGACUGCCAAAGCACCCAUGGUUGAAGGGUAGGGAGACAGAAAUAAUUGGCUAAAGGUAAUUUGAUCCCUUAUUCGUGACUAUUUACUGGCACCUUUCAUUCUCUGGCUUCUGUUGCCAAAACCAAGUUGGGACCAACAGUUUUACAGACACAGGAGUCCCAGGUACAGCAGUGGCCACCAUGGUACCCACAGCAUGUUGCAGUGCAGAAUGUUUGAUGAGCAACCGUAUUACCCAAGUAGGUAGCCACCACUGAAGAAACCAAAUAGCUACCUGACUUAAAAAGGAAUGUCCUGGGUAUUCUGUUCCGAGUUAUCUGUCAUUUUCUGGCAAACUUGAUGGUAAUCAGUUACCUAGACAACCCUGCCCCACAUGUCUCUUAAGUCAACUGGGUGUCCUCUGACACACCCUUUGCUGGUGUUUAAAAAAUGUAUCCUGUGUUCAAAUGCGUUUGGCAGCCACGCUGAUCUGCUGGAUGCUGAACCACUUCUCUGUAAUUGUAGCAUCAAAAUGACACCAGCAGAGCAAUGAACCUUGCACAGUCCUACAGCAUGCCUGAGACAAGACUCCGACAAGUAAUAAUUAGCUUUUUUCCUUUCGCCGCCUACGGUCCUUGUGUAACUGAAGAACUUCUCACAGCACAGGGAGAGACCAUGUAGAGAAUCCAGAUGUCCUUCAGAGCCACCAGCCCUUGCUCACAUGUGGUCUCCCGAUGGAAGCACUUGUAUUCUUGGGUGAAAAGGUAUUGGAUGUGAAGUAGUGCUGGGAGCAGACAGAAAGUAAAAGGUGAACCACGUUGAAGAUCUUAGGAUUUUUUUUACAAGAAAAAAUUAUAGUUCUUAAUAGGGAAAAAUACAUCACAGAGGAAGUUUGCAGCUAAUAGUUUUGUAAAAGUUUUCCAGGACACUACAAGACGGAAACGUCUUUCAAGAAGGUGGAAUACUGUAGGGAGCAAAGGCUUGGCACAGUCCCAGUCCCAUAUAAGAAGAGCAGUUAGUAGUAUAUGAAAAUUCUCUUGAGCGUAGUCAGAACCAGAGUAUUGAUAAUCAAAAUGUCAAAUUUACCUGGAGCGGUCCCGGAGAGGUCAAGACAUUGUACAUCCCUUUCUACAAAAUUGUCCUGACAGACACCUACAGACAGCUACCUUGGGUAUCCGGAAGCCAGGGUCAACCUUAUACCUGUGAAAAGAAGUUCCUCUGUUGAUUCUAAAGCAUCUGCGUAUUAGUAUGUGUUUGUGUAUGUAAAGCACACAUCUACAUAGGCAAAGAUCCAGACUCUUCCAUAAGCCGGCAUUUGCUGAGCCUUUGGAGCCUUUAAGAGUUAGAAGUUGGGAGUUAGAGAAACGGCAGGCUGUUGACUAUAAAAAUGACAAAAGAUGUAAAUUAAGUGCCAUUUUAAAACUUCGUAUUUAUCAAAUGGUUACUAUCUACAGCUAUAUCCCUUAUUCACUUAUUAAAAGUCGUGUUGAAAACCAGAUCAAACUCCUAAACCUGUAGUCGCUAAUACUAGGCUAGCGCUCACAAGCACUCUCAAAGACAUUUUGUCCAUAUUUUGAAGAAGAAACUGUUUGCAUGUUUAACUCAUAAUUUAGGCUACCUUUGAGUAUACUGCAAAGUGCUGUGUGAUAUAAUAUCAAUAAAGUACUUAAAAGUGGCACUUUAAAUUUUUUUAAACCGUAAAUAAUGCACUGUUUUAAACUUCAGUAUUGAAUAUUGACUGCUGUGUAAAAUCCAAUUCUGUCAUUAAAAAGUAAUUUGUGACUAGACUAGAACUUGUUCCCUGUCAUUAGUAAUAAUAGUCUUGCCAUGUUGAGGCUUUUUGAAAAAUGUGCUUUUGCGUCACUAAGGCUAUCUAUAAAGACAAUACGGUUCCUGUCGAGUGGCCUCUGAAACUUGGCUUUCUUUCAUUUGCUUGGUUUAUGUGACAAUCCUUAUGAAACGAGUGGAAGUAUGAUUUUUGAAUUAAAUGACUUUUCCAUUUGGUGGCA